Microplitis demolitor is the source of this 3063-nucleotide messenger RNA. Its product is annotated as prion-like-(Q/N-rich) domain-bearing protein 25. NCBI's taxonomy places the organism in Eukaryota, Metazoa, Arthropoda, Insecta, Hymenoptera, Braconidae. The coding region runs from base 1 to 3063 and encodes 1020 amino acids. The transcript is spliced from 19 exons. The record is from RefSeq and is a predicted model, not a curated record.
AUGGCGAUUAAGAAACUACAAUCUUGCUGUUGCUUUGAUUUGAAAACGGGAGUGCUUGUUAUCUGUAUUUUGGGUAUUCUGAGUAAUAUUGGCGGUAUAAUUGAAGCACCUGUAGCUUACAGCCAAGCUUGUAAAGGCUGGAGAACAAUCGAUAAUGAUUUAAAUUGUGCGAGCGCAAGUUCAUUUUUGGGAGUGACAAUUAGUGGUUCCAUUGUUGGAUUGAUUUUGACUUCUCUUACACUCUAUGGAUCACAAAAAGAAAAAUAUCAAUUGAUGGUGCCAAUUCUUAUUCUUCAAGCAAUUGGACUAGGAAUUUUCUUUAUUGGUGCCUGCAUUGACUCAAUAAUGAACAAUAUUCAAGUUCAUAAAAUGGUGGUCAUUGUUCUACUAAUAAUUAUAUCUGUAACUCAUGCUAUGUUUAAUAAUGUCCCAAAAGUAAAUAUAGAAAAUGAAUAUCCCGACUUAGAUACUUGUAUUGAAAACGGCGAAUUGUGUGAUUUUGCAAAUCAUGAUACUUGUUGUAAUGAAACUUCAGUAUGUAGAUCCGUAAGAGCGGACAACUUCGAAACAGUAUCAGUGUGUAAAACUCCAGCGACGAUAGAAGAGUUUUGUCAGCAUGACACAGACUGUCUACGUCUGGACUAUGCUUAUUGUAGUAAGGAAUUCCAGCGAUGUGAAUGUUUACUUAAUUAUGGUAAAGUAAAGAAUAUUCCGAGGUGUGUAUCACUUUUAGGUGGGCAUUGCUACGAUGAGAGGGAUUGUUUUGUUGAUAAUUCUAUAUGCAUUGAUCACAAAUGUCAAUGCGAUGCUCAAUUUAUAAUGAAAUCAAAUAGAGAAUGUUGGCCAAGUUCAAUAGGAAAGUCAUGUAAAAGAGAUCUGGACUGUAGCGAUGUUCUGCAUGUUGGCUGCUCGGUUAGUAAAAAAUGUGUGUGUAAAGAUAAUCAUAUUCUGGUUGAUAAUUCAAUGUGUGUACCACUUUUGGAUGAAUUUUGCUGGACUGAUGAGCUAUGCGCACCAAUUAAUUCAGUUUGUUUCAAUAAUAAAUGCAAAUGUAAACCUAAUUAUAUUGCAGUGGCUAAUACUCAUUGCUUUGAAUAUUAUAUAGGUAGAUCAUGUGAGAGCAAUCAAGAUUGUAAAAAUAUAUUGCACUCAGUAUGCUCUGAACAUGGAGUAUGUAUUUGUGAUGAUAACUAUGCUGUCGUCAACCGAGACAAAUGUGUACCGUUGAUUGACGGAGCCUGUUCAAGUAAUAAAGAAUGCCGAAUCGAAAAUUCUGUUUGUGUUGAUAAUAAAUGUCAAUGCAUUACUAAUUACUCAUCUCUCAAUAAUAAUAAAUCAUUAAUAGGAGAUUAUUGUCGCUAUGAUACAGACUGUCUAACGCUAGAUUACGCAACGUGUAAUACUGAUUAUCAAGAAUGUGAUUAUAUACCUAGUUAUGGUGCAUUGACAAAUAAGUCCAAGUGUGUACCGCUGGUCGGAGGAUAUUGUGAUGAAUACAGGCACUGUAUGGUUGAUAAUUCUAUCUGUAUUGAUAAUAAAUGCGAAUGCAGAGAUCCAUUCAUUACGAAAUCUAACACGGAAUGCUUGCUAACUUCAAUAGGAAAGCCAUGUAAAAGAGAUAUUGACGCACCAAAUAAUUCGGUUUGUUUAAAUAAUAAAUGCAAAUGUAAACCUGAUUAUACAGCAAUGACUAAUACUGAUUGCUUUAAACGAACUUUGUGUAUAAUUGUGCCUCAUGUCUACACUUAUCAAUAUUCACUGAUAAAUGAUAAAGAUAAUAACCGAAAAAAUAGUUGCAUUCAUUAUGGUGAACAGUGUCAUUUUGGAGAUCGCAUUUCGUGUUGUAACAAAAGUAACAUAUGCAGAAAUGUAAAUUGGAAACCUGGACAAUCACUAUCCGUAUGUCUGACCCCAGCAUUAAUAGAAGACUACUGUCGGUAUGAUAUAGACUGUAUGAGACUUGACUAUGCAAUUUGUAGUGUUGAUUUCCAAAAAUGUAAAUGCUUACCUAAUUAUGGCGUGUUAAAAAAUAAUCAAAGGUGUGUAGCGCUCAUAGGAGGAUAUUGCGAUCAUUACAAGCAAUGUAUGGUGGAGAAUUCUAUAUGCAUUAAUAAUAAAUGUCAAUGCAAAGAAUCAUACGUAAUGAGAACGAAUAGAGAAUGUGCUCUAACUUCAAUGGGAGAAUCAUGUAAAAGAGAUAUUGAUUGUAGUGAUAUUCUGCAUGUUGGCUGCUCCGUGGAGAAAAAAUGUGUGUGUAAAGAUAAUCAUAUUCAGGUAAAUAAUUCGAGAUGCGUACCACUUUUGGGCGAAUUUUGUUGGACCAAUGAACGAUGCGCGACUGACAAUUCUUGUGUUUAUACGGAUGAUAAUCCAUGUUGUAACAAAAGUACCAUAUGCAGGAAUAUAAAAAGAGGAUAUGAAGAAAAUGUAUCUGUUUGCUUAAGUCCAGCAUUAUACAGAGAUUAUUGUCAAUAUGAUACUGAUUGUUUGAGGCUGGAUUUUGCAAAAUGUAAUACGAAAUACAAUGAAUGUGAAUGUUUACCUAAUUAUUGGGCUUCAGCCAAUCAUCGAAGAUGUGUGCCGCUAAUAGGAGGAUAUUGCGUUCAUAAACAGGACUGUUUGGUUGAUAAUUCCAUUUGUAUUGGUAAUAAGUGUCAAUGCAAGGAAUCAUUUGUAAUGAAAUCAAAUAAACUAUGUGCGCUAACUUCGAUAGGAAAAUCAUGUAAAAAAGAUAUUGACUGCAGUGAUAUUUUGCAUAUUGGCUGCUCGGUUAGUAAAAAAUGUGUGUGUAAAAAUAAUCAUAUUCUGGUUGAUAAUUCAAUGUGUGUACCACUUUUGGAUGAAUUUUGCUGGACUGAUGAGCUAUGCGCACCAAAUAAUUCGAUUUGUUUCAAUAAUAAAUGCAAAUGUAAACCUAAUUAUAUUGCAGUGGCUAAUACUCAUUGCUAUGAACUCGUCAUGGCAAUCGUUACUACGGAGUCUGUUUCCAUAGCACCGUUUGUGAUGGAGACUGUUGUCAUGACGACAGUUACUAUGGGGAUGAUUAGUCAUGUUAGUGGGUAA